UUCCCCCAAUUCCCCAAGCAGCCGCGAAGAGAGAUCCCGCGCUCAACCACCGCUUCUCGGCCGCGGCCUCCCUCGGCCCCUCCCUUCCUCCUUCCCUCCGGUGGCCGCCGGGGACGGGGAGCGAAGAAGACUCCCUUCCUCCUUCCCUCCGUUGGCCGACGGGGACGGGGAGCGAAGAAGACUCCCUUCCUCCUUCUCUCCGGUGAUAGCCGGGGACGGGGAGCGAAGAAGACUCCCUUCCUCCUUCCCUCCGGUGGUAGCCGGGGACGGGGAGCGAAGAAGCCUCCCUUCCUCCUUCCCUCCGGUGGUCGCCGGGGACGGGGAGCGAAGAUGUUCUAUGGGGCCAUGGUGUGGGACCCGUGGCUGAUCGUGUCGCAGAUCGUGUGCCUGCAGUGCCUCUACUACCUGUCGCUGGGCGUCGCCAUGGCGCUCCUCGUCGGCACCCGCGUCCCGCGACUCACCCUCCUCUACCUCUUCGACUUCGCCACGCUCACCCCGCGCACCCCCACGGGUUGGUGCGCCAUCGCAUCAUUCCUCCUCGCCGCCGUCGCAGGAGCUGGGUUCAUGCUUUAUGUGAUUGAGAGAGCCAAGAAGUGCCUGGACUUUGCAGCAACACUCUACAUAAUCCAUCUCUUCAUUUGCAUUGUGUAUGGUGGAUGGCCAGCUUCAAUUACAUGGUGGGUUGUUAACAUCACUGGUUUGGCAAUCAUGGCUCUCUUGGGUGAAUACCUAUGCAUUCGGCGGGAGUUGAAAGAAAUUCCAAUAUCACGUCUUCGUGCAAGUGUUUAAUCUCACAUGCUAAAAGAGUAUAGGUGAUUUCAAAUGGUGUUAUCCCAGGAGGUGCUUGUUAAUAUGUUUCUUAAGGAAUACAAUGACUCGCAAUGAAGGCUUUGUUCUGUUAUUUCCAAUGGAUACUUCUCAAACUUUGCAUAGAGCGUUCAUCUGAUGCCCAAUCUCCCAGUAGACCAUGAUAAACUGAUUGAUCUCAGAGUUCCGACCAACGGAAAUGGCAGCUCAGUCUCAAAAUCAUACAUUCAAGUCCUCCCUUGCCCCUUAUGAAAAAGAGUUCCAGGCCUUCCUCUUAUGAAAAAAAAAAGUUCCCCUUGCCUAUGUUCUAGCUACAGUUUGCUGCUUGACAAUGUAUGUCUAGAUAUCAACAUGUGCAUUCUUUAGUAAUAUAUUCUUCUUAAUACAUGCAAGCACCCAUGGACUCUUGUCUAGAUGUAUCUUGCAAAUAAUAUAUCUAGUGCUAUAUGCUAAUUCAUGCUA
Messenger RNA from Sorghum bicolor (sorghum), 1269 nucleotides. RefSeq names its product protein SYS1 homolog. The record is from RefSeq and is a predicted model, not a curated record. Bases 331 to 789 code for a protein of 152 amino acids. NCBI's taxonomy places the organism in Eukaryota, Viridiplantae, Streptophyta, Magnoliopsida, Poales, Poaceae. Gene Ontology annotation, cellular component: trans-Golgi network; Golgi membrane. The transcript is spliced from 3 exons. Gene Ontology annotation, biological process: protein localization to Golgi apparatus; Golgi to endosome transport; Golgi to plasma membrane protein transport.